GUGUGUGUGUGUGUGUGUGUGUGUGUGUGUGUGUGUGUGUGUGUGUGUGUGUGUGUGUGUGUGUGUGUGUGUGUGUAUGGCGGGUAGGGGGGGUGUAUGCCGAUGAACUCUUGGUGUAUUCAUGUUCCCGGGUGCGAGCAGCGGCUUCGGUGCUAGCCAGUGAUAAAAUGUCCUGAAUGGCGGAGAGGGUCUCCUGUGAAUUACAUAGAUGUGUUCGUGACAUGCCCGUGGUCGUUGGCCGGUUUGGGAACACAAGGGGAGUUUUUUAACCUAUUUGAAUGGUCCACAUAUCCCAUUUUCGGCCCCAGAAGCCCCGGUCCAGGAACAAGAGAGAAGACGAGCUGCGGAUGUGCAGAGGGGCUAUUUGUGGGAGAAGCUAACCUCCAGGACCGGACUACGGCCUGGCAUCCUGCUGUGAUCUGCUCCCCUCGGACAGCCCUCGGUGUGUGAUCCCACUGCAAGGCCGGGAAUGGAGUGAAAGUAGGAGAUUUCCCUCCAUCUCUUCACACGCGUCUGAUCUGGACCCAGCGUUGAGCUGUCUCUGUCAUAAAGUCCUUUGCCGCUUCAUUCAGAGCCCUUGCCAGAUAUUCAGAGCCGGUUUCCAGAGAUGGACAGUUGGGCCACAUCAGCCGCCAAGAUGAAUCCCUACAGCCGAGCCCGCAUGGCUGAAACAUGGCAGCAGCAUGCUGUUGCGCCUCCUCAAGUUGUCCACACACUCCCUGCUGGAACUGAGAGUGCGUUAGGCUGCGCUGUGUACGGCAUCGUUCUGCAGCCAGACGCUUCGUCCUUACAGCCGCAACAGAGCCAGCAUGGACAGCACAGCCAACAGCACAACGGAUCAAGUCAGCCGCAUGGAGGUGGACCGCACAGUCAGCAGCACCCUGCCCAGGCCCAGCAGACCUCCCUACAGGUGGGGGCGGAGGGAGGGCACAAGUGUGGGGCCUGUGGACAUGAUAUCUCACACCUGGCCAACCCGCAUGAGCACCAGUGCAUGGUGAGUCAGGACAGGUCAUUCCAGUGUACACAGUGCUUGAAGAUUUUCCACCAGGCGACAGACCUGCUGGAGCACCAGUGUGUCCAGGUGGAGCAGAAGCCAUUUGUGUGUGGGGUGUGUAAGAUGGGCUUCUCCCUGCUUACCUCUUUAGCCCAGCACCACACAUCCCACAACAGCACCAACCCAAUGAAAUGCUCCAUCUGUGAGAAGACGUACAGACCUGGUUCUUCUGGCAAUGUCACACCCAACCAAAACAUCCAGCAGUCCAGCACAGACCGAGCGUCGACCAGCAGCAGCUCGUCCAUCCUUCCCUUUCCCUCAGCGCGAGACCGGCCGUAUAAAUGCUCCAUCUGCCAGAAGGGCUUCAAGCAUCUCUCCGAACUCACGCGGCACGAGCGGGUGCACACGGGAGAGAAGCCUUUCAAAUGUGACACAUGUGACAAGGCCUUCAGUCAGUCGUCACACCUGCAGCACCACCAGCGAACUCACAGCAGCGAACGCCCGUUCAAGUGUGCUGUUUGUGAAAAGAGCUUCAAGCACCGCUCCCACCUGGUGCGCCACAUGUACGUUCACUCCGGUGAGCACUUGUUUAAAUGCAACUUAUGUGAGCUGCACUUCAAAGAGUCGUCGGAGCUUCUUCACCACCCCUGCCACCCACAGGGAACCCGCCCGUUCCGCUGCGCUACGUGCGGUAAGGGUUUCAAACGGCCGUCUGAUCUCCGACAGCACGAGCGGACGCACUCCGAGGAGCGUCCCUUCCACUGCGACGAGUGUCAGAUGAGCUUCAAGCAGCAGUACGCCCUGGUGCGCCACCGACGCACUCACAAAGACCCCACUGACCGGCCGUUCAAAUGCAACCUGUGCGACAAAGGCUUCAUGCAGCCCUCUCACCUCCUCUACCACCAGCACGUCCACGGUAUGGACAACCUUUUCAAGUGCGCCUCAUGCCAAAAGGAGUUCAGCCAGUCAGGAGAACUGCUCAGACACAAAUGUGGUGAGUCGCCUAGCACCUCAGCCGACAAGCCGUACAAAUGUGACGUCUGUGGUAAGGGCUACAAAAAGAGUUCAACGUUACAGCGUCAUCAAAACUCUCACUGCCAAGAGAAGCCGCUUAAGUGUUCUCUUUGUGACCGCCGCUUCCUUUCUUCUUCAGAGUUUGUCCAGCACCGCUGCGACCCAUCGCGGGAAAAGCCACUAAAAUGCCCCGAGUGUGAGAAACGUUUCAAAUAUUCCUCUGACCUGAACCGGCACCGACGUGUGCACACGGGGGAGAAACCGUAUGAGUGCAGCCACUGCAACAAGGGCUUUAAACAGCGAGAGCACCUGAUAAAACACCAGAGCACACACUCCCGAGAAGGCCAGUUUAAGUGUGUGUGGUGCGGCGAGCGUUUCAGUGACUUGGGCUCUUUGCAGGAUCACACAGUGCAGCACACGGCGGACGGAGGAGGUUACCCAGUCUCCCAGUGCAUAUAGACCCUCUCCCUUGGACAGACAUUGAAUAGAAUAGAAUAGAAUAGAAUAGAAUGCCUUUAUUGUCAUUGCGUGACUUGCAUACAAUGUACAAAAUUAGGAGGAGAGCAAAGAGCCGACGCACCCGUGCGCGCCGCCAUCUUGAAAAAAUGCCAAACCCCCUCUUGUUUGUCUUUUGGAGGCUGUUUAUCGAGCCUAACUCUUCACGCUAUUCUUCAUUUAGUCGUGUUUUUUAAUUUUGAUACAUGAAGAUUGUGUUGUUUUACUAACCCGCCUAAACCCCGCUCACUCCUGAACUCAGAGUAGGCCUUUUUCGUGUCUGCGACCCUUUUCUCAUUCUCACACGUUUCCCUCCUUUUUUUCCUCAUGGCGGAUAAAAGCAAAGAGUCCACAGCCUCUAUCACUGGCAUAAUCCAAACAGGUAUUAUUUAUGUGUGUGUUUGGUGAAGAGCACAGUAUUGGUUGUACCAAAUAAGUCAACGUCCUCAUAAUCUUACCGGGCCAGAAACUGUCUCGAUGAAUAGACUCUAAUAAGGAGAUCAGUCCCCCUCCUACUCUUUUUCAUCCUCUCCUUGCUCCCCCUCUUCCCCUCAUUCCACGAUCAAGUGUCUUGAUCAGGUGCUGUGGUCGGUACCACAAUACCAUGAGGAAGAAACACCUGGCUCCAUAAACAAACCAAACAACUGAUGAUGACCCGUCAAACCCCUGAUGAUACCAGUCCGACCCUUCAGUGUAGCGUACGGAUGGGUGAACAAUUAAAGGAAGCAUCAUCACUAAGUCAUGAUUUCAUCUUCGAGUAACCGCAGAACUGCCCCAGUGUGCAAGGCUGAUUUAUACGCAGCAGGGGCUGACGAGGGCAUGAGCACCACAUAGCCGAAACACUUGAGGGCAGUGUGGUCUCUCUGAUAGCCUGUCGCCUGCUUCCGGUCCCGCUACGAUCUGUUUCCUUUCACACAGAGAUUCAGAGCGUGUUAUGUUAAUCUACAGCUGAUACAUGUUGCUGUUUAUCAUACAGACAUGAUUACAUGAGGAAUAGAGAGGAGGAGAUGAAAUACACGGACGAUGAGCGGGGAUCCUGGAAGUGCUGUAAAUGCGGGAAACACAAUGCCGCAGAGUGGACCAAUCACAGGGCUUGCGGUUCGCGUCGAUUCUACGCGUGGUUACAUUUUGGAGGAGGUCCAUGUCAGCUAUGUGUGUAGGCCUCUGCGUAGGUACGGGAGCUACACGGACCUCUGGCGUAGGGUACGCCGUCGAUUUGAUGCAGAAGUAUAAAUCAGGCUUUAAUUCUACCGAUCUCUGGUAUUCUACAGUAAGGGACAGAACUAUUGAUCCACUGAUAUCGGGUUUUCAAUGAUGAUGAUAAUUAGAGAGUAUGUUGGUCAUUCCACACACAUUACAAUCUCAUACAUGUUUGUCUUAGACAGCAACAUGUUUUAAAUUGAUCUUAAAUUGAUUCGAUUCGAGGAAAUUACUGAUGUUUAUUUUAGAAGCAAAAUUAAACAGAAUUAUUCUACACACACAUGUUUUUAAUGAGCGGCCAACAUAGACUAUAAAUAAAGGACGUAGUAUCCGUGACGUCAUCCAUCUGUUUCUGAAGCGCUGUUUGGAAGCCAAUUGUCGGUGGCAGCCAUAUUGGACAUGCGGAACUCAACAUAACUGCUGUGGAGUGAUUGUGAGGUAAAGAGGCGGGCUUUGAGCCUCCUAGCUAACAGCUACAGUGUUCCCGUCUGUCAGUCAAGUCGGCUGUGCCUCUCAUAAUGGAAAACUUGUAAUCUUAAUAUCUUUGAAAUUGCCGCGGUAUGAAUAAAUCUGAAGAGUGUUUCCAGAUUUGAUCAGAGGUGUUCCUUUGUGUUGAUCCAGUAAGUGUAAGAGUGAUUCACAGCUUCAUAGUCACGAGCUUAAUUACCCAUCAUGCCCCGGUGACAGGGACAUUGAAAACUAAAAAGGCGGACUCCCAUCAAAGUAGAAAUCUAUCCAGCACUUCCUUCAGUGCACUGACGUGGACUCUGCAUUUGUUAUUCUCUCCACAUACUUAUUUGACGUCUCCUUUAAUGUUCCACCCAUCUGUACACAGAGAGACUCCUUCUCCUUCAGUAUCGUCGGACUUUCUGAAACGUUUAAACAUCAGCCUGUACAUAUUGUGAUGGCGUGAGAAGACUCUGCCACACGAGCUGGAAAUGUCAGAGUGUGUAUUUCUUAAAAACCAGUAUAUAAGAAUAGUUUUUGUAUUCUUGCUACUUUUUAACAUGUAAACAUUUUGCCAUAAUAUGCUCUCUUGUUGUUUUUGUAGUUCAUGUAGUGAUUGUAUCGAUAUGUUGCAGGCGGCGUCCUGCAGCCGUGUGUGUGUGUGUGAAUGUAAAUGGUAAUCUGUCAAACAGGAAACUUCUGUCUGUUUAACAUUUUCCAUGUUUGAAGGAAAUAUUAAUCCUGUUUUUAUGUUCCAUGUUGCUCACGGCUGACCUCGAGUUAGUCAGUGCAGGUUUAUGUGAGAGUGAGUGACGCGUUCCUCUUUGGGCGCCUGGAGCACACGUUUGUUUACAUGUAAGCUGUGGUAACCCUUGUUUUUAUUUAUCUGCAAACCCCUCUCCCUCUCCACCGUUCCCCUUCUUUCUCUCUUGAUUGUUAGUUUGAGUGCAGUUAAGAGGUGUUGAAUACAGAAGAGGAGGCCAAAGGAGAUAGAAGUUACAUAUCUAUCUUUUUCUUUUAGCCUUAAAAUGAGACCACGGUGCCGCUUUGCCUCUUCCUCCUCCUCCUCCUCCUCCUGUACUCUCUGUAUCUGCCCGUCCUCAGAAUCAUCAUCAUCAUCAUCCUCGAUGAGAUGAUCGGUUCAGUCAAACAUCACUCCUGAAUCUGGAAACAUAAGACUGGGCAGGCAUCUUUAACACAUGCUUAUACAUCUUUUUAUUGAUUUUCUUAAAAAUACAUAUUUAUGUUCUUUGGUGAGGAGACCAGAACCUGGGGUCAGUUGGUUUUAUGUUCUCAGAGUUUUAUUCACUAUCAUAGUUAACAGUUAUUCCUGAAGACAAAACAAAGAAGAUGCUACUCCUAUGAAAAGAGAAGUCAUGUAACAGUCGAAUAUCAAGAAAAAAACAAAACAGAACAGUGAUGGAGGGUUCCAAUUAGGGCUGGGCGACAAUUCGAUAAAGAUAAUGAUGUAAAUUUUCUCAAUAUAAAUAUGACAAAUGUUCGACACAAAUUUGAUAUAUUUAAACAUGUAAUUACAGCUCCCAACCACUGGGAAGGGAGGGGGCGCUAGUGAGCCUUAAACGCUAGUUCCCACCGAACAUUAGACAGAAGAAGAAGACGGCAUUGAGCAGCCAAUCAUGUCGCGGGAUGAGAGGUAGGCGGGGCUUAAAGACGUUUGGAGCAGAAUGUAAACAGCUGAAACGAGCGACACUGAAGAAAACUGAAAACCUAGCAGCUCAAAGCAGAGUCGUUAGUCUGACACUGAGUCGACUCUGAGUUAACUAUUAACUUCAUACACUUCAUUAAAUCUACUUUCAGGAUGUGGGUAAAUAAAUGUGAUUAUGAAAAUGAUCUCACCCUGAGAAAAUAAGAAUCUACAAACUAAAAUGUCACGAAAAUCUCAUCUUCCAUUAAAGACCUGCUUCCUGUUAGCAGCGUCAGAAAUGAUGGAUUCAAGAAGUUCAUCAGAAACUAAAUCCAGAUACAAACUAACAAACUGUCUUCAACUUUCACUCAGGAGCAAAAAUUCACCUUUAAAUUUAAAUAAAAUAAUGAUUUGAUAUUUAUCCUGAUAAUUAUGGAUAUCGACUGAUAUGAAAAAGGUUAGCGUGAUAUCUUUUUUAAUAUUGCCCAGCUCUACUUCAAAUCACUAAAAGUGCUUCAAAUUCCAAUUCCAAAGUGAUGCCAUCACAACGUUAGAUAUCUAUAAUAAUCAGGAUGAUCCAGGCUCAAUGAAAAGACCUCACUGCAGACUUUAAACGUAUUGAUUAUUAUACACACGAGUCAGAAAAGAGCCCGACCCAGCUUCACUUGUUCUGUUUUUAUCGGUGAGGCUGACGUCUUGGAGGGCGUUGUGUAACAAUGAGUGGUUCAGAGGAUAGCAAAGUGAAAAAACAUGCCGUCUCUUCUUACACUUUUAUUAUUUGUGUCAUCCCAUAUUCAACAGGUACUCUGAGAAAGAAGGAGGACACUCUUAUGAAACAUAAAUGAUAUAAAUUAAACGUUCGGUCCGGCGCCCUCAUGACCUCCUCUCCCUGUUUUUGGUUGCAAUCCAUCCGCCUGUCCGCCCCCGGUUUCUCUAUCUCUGCAUGCUUGCUGUGUUAGUUCCUGUGUUCAGUCCCUGGGAACAGGUGACUUCUUUCCCUCCUCACAAAAGCAUCCCCCUCCCCCUCCCCCUCCCCCCCUUUUUCAAAUUGUGAGUAGUUUGUAUGGAUGAUGUUAAAAAGAAGAAAAGAUGGCGACAUGUAGUAUGUGUACAUUCUUGAUAAAGUUUUCUGUAUGUGUAGCUGUCAAUUACACACAUCACUAACAAAUAAAACUUUUUUUACAACCUUGAA
Notolabrus celidotus (New Zealand spotty) is the source of this 6987-nucleotide messenger RNA. It is a transcript of the gene znf319b, whose product is annotated as zinc finger protein 319b. Bases 608 to 2467 code for a protein of 619 amino acids. The record is from RefSeq and is a predicted model, not a curated record. Gene Ontology annotation, molecular function: DNA-binding transcription factor activity, RNA polymerase II-specific; RNA polymerase II cis-regulatory region sequence-specific DNA binding. The transcript is spliced from 3 exons. Lineage: Eukaryota; Metazoa; Chordata; Actinopteri; Labriformes; Labridae. Gene Ontology annotation, biological process: regulation of DNA-templated transcription.